UUCCCCCGUUGGACGUUGACAAACCAAGAGCUCUUCUUUUUUGGCUCUCCCAUUUUAUUUUUCAAUCAGUCCCAGUCCCAGUCCAGCAGCAGCACUCAGGCCCCCGUUCAGCAACACAAUUCCGUUUAGACAUUUCAAUUUUGGUUUCCGGAAGAAAAAAAGGUGAUUUUAAUUUUUAGAUCGGGUGAAACUGGGAAAAGCCGAUCGAGUGUGUCAGGCAAGCGAAAAUUCGAUUGGACAGUGUGUCAUGAGUAGUGCCGAGUCGCCAACGAACCGAAUGCCUCAGCUGGGCCCCCUUAUUCCGCCGCUCAAUUUCUCGUUCAAAAGCGAAUCCAGCAGUAACAACAACAACAACAACGCCAACAUGUCGUCGACUUCGCCGGCCUCCGUUUCGGCUUCUUCCGUCGUCGUUUCCUCGUCGGCCCUGGCCGCCGCCGUCACUAAUCAUCCGCACGUCAAUCUCCAGCAGCAGCAGCAGCCGAAUCCGGCGGCGCUGGAUCAGUACCGCAUCCAGCUCUACAAUUACGCCAUGGCCGAGCGAUUGCGCUUCGCCGGAGUCGGCCAUCCGGCAGCCGCUUUCAUGAACCCUUACGCCGGACAGGUAGCCGCCGCCGCCGCACUCUCCGCCCAGCUGGGCAGCAGAAAUUCCGCCAACAAUUCCGCACCCGCCAACAAUCCAUCAGCUCCAGGUCAACAACAACAGCAACAACACCAAUCCACCGAUUUGAGUUCAUUUUUCUUCACCUACGCGGCGGCCAAGUUCCAGCAACAACAACAGCAACAACAGCAGCAACAACAACAACAGCACUGCGAUCCCCGGCUGUUCCACCAUCACCAGCAAUCGGCCGCCGCUGCCCUGAUGCGCGGAGGUCAUCCGGGCGGAAUGGUGGGCCUGGCGGAAGAGCCUAAACCUCAGCACAGUUACAUCGGCCUGAUCGCCAUGGCCAUCCUGGGCUCGCCGGACAAGAAGCUGGUCCUCAGCGACAUCUACCAGUACAUCCUGGACAAUUACGCUUACUUCCGGUCCAGGGGCCCUGGCUGGCGCAACAGCAUCCGCCACAAUUUGUCGCUCAACGACUGUUUCAUCAAGGCCGGCCGGAGCGCCAACGGCAAGGGCCACUACUGGGCCAUCCAUCCGGCCAACAUCGAGGACUUCACCAAGGGCGAUUUCCGGCGGCGCAAAGCCCAGCGCAAGGUCCGCAAGCACAUGGGACUGGCCGUCGACGAGGAGGACUCACCGACGCCGCCGCCGUCGCCCGUCACGGCCCAUCACGUGGCCGCCUCGCUGGCCGCCGGAUGGGGCCUCCAUCACCACCACCACCAUGGCCACCACCACGGGGUGGAGGCCCUGGGCGGCGGAAUGCAUCCGCAGCAUCACCACCGCAAUCUCAUGAUGGAGCACCACCACUCGGUCCUGAUGAUGGCCGCUGCGGCCGCUGCAUCCGCCGCACCCAUUCCGCACAUGACGUCGCUGUCACCAUCGGCUUCGUCCGACGACGGCCAGCAGCAGGUCGGCAACAAUCACCACCAGCACCGGCAGCAGCAGCAGUCUCAUCCGCCCGGAAUUGUAGGGUCAUCGGCUCCGGCCCGGAAGCGUUUGUUCGACGUGGCCAGUCUGCUGGGCCGGAAUGAUCAUCCGCAACCGACCCGUCACGAGGAACAGCACGUCAUGGCCGGUGAGCGCCAGAGGCAAACGGAUGAAGAGGAGGAACGCAGUUCCGGCGCCGGAAGCAGUCAGAGUCACGAAGAAGAGGAUGCCGGAAGGCGGAACGAUAAUAAGCGGAUCAAGAUCGAGCUGGAUGAAGAUGUGGAUGUGGUGAGCGAAGACUCGGAGGAGGACGAUCACCUCCGCCGGUUGGGCUCGACCAGUCCGCCGCAGACCCACAAUCUUUCCGGCGACGUCGAUCCGGCCAAAUCGUUGGCCUCUAGUCCGGCCGUUCCGUCGUCGCCCAUCGCGGCGGCGGCUGCUGCGGCUGCUGCUGCUGCGGCCGCCGCUGCCGCCGGAUUGUGGCGCUUCCACCAACCGACCAGCAACGGAGGAAGCGGAAUACUCCAGCAGCAGCCGAUAUCCAGCGCCGGAUCGCUGCGGCUUCCGCUGAUUGGGCCUCACCGGCUCAUCAACAACAACGGCCACCAUUUCAGCCACCACCAGCAGCAGGCGGCGGCCUACCUGCACCAGCAGCAGCUCUCGUCCGGCAGCACUCCGCUCAAUCAUUCCGUGCCUUCCGGCAUGGAGCAGUUGACCAAAUAUUACGAGCAAGUGGCCGAGGUGAUGCGGAUCAACUGCCUGCAGCAGCAGCAGCAACAACAACAAUUGCAACAACUCCAACAGCAACGCGAUUCGACCUCGUCGGCAGCCGGACCCAAAAAUUCCGCCGCCAGUUUGACGGCCAAACAUUAAGAAGA
Molecule: messenger RNA, 2406 nt
Organism: Daphnia pulex (common water flea)
Lineage: Eukaryota; Metazoa; Arthropoda; Branchiopoda; Diplostraca; Daphniidae
Gene: fd102C
Product: box A-binding factor-like
Exons: 1
Coding region: 248-2401 (717 amino acids)
Biological process (GO): regulation of transcription by RNA polymerase II; anatomical structure morphogenesis; cell differentiation
Molecular function (GO): RNA polymerase II cis-regulatory region sequence-specific DNA binding; DNA-binding transcription factor activity, RNA polymerase II-specific
Source: RefSeq, a predicted model, not a curated record